AGCUGCGCGCUAUAAGCAACAUGCGCACGCGUAUUGUGAGGCAUAAUGGUGGAUAGGUAGGCAACAUAUUUACCUCGCAAGAGUCCAUCAACUUUUCAUUAAUUUCAAACAGAACAAAUUCUCGUAUCGACACUAGUUGUACAGAGCUUUACAGGGCUACUACCACGUUUUAGUCACACCAGGCUUUUUUCAAAAUGCCCAACAUUAAGAUAUUCAGCGGCAGCUCGCAUCCGGACCUAUCUCAAAAGAUAGCUGACCGCCUUGGACUGGAACUUGGAAAGGUUGUGACGAAGAAAUUCAGCAACCAGGAGACAUGCGUGGAGAUAGGGGAGAGUGUGCGUGGAGAGGAUGUCUACAUCGUACAGAGUGGCUGUGGGGAGAUCAACGAUAAUUUAAUGGAGCUCCUCAUAAUGAUUAACGCCUGCAAGAUCGCCUCAGCAUCCAGGGUCACAGCCGUCAUCCCCUGUUUUCCGUACGCCCGACAAGACAAGAAGGACAAGGUGGGGAGCCGUGCUCCCAUCUCUGCAAAGUUGGUGGCCAACAUGUUGUCCGUGUCUGGGGCGGACCACAUCAUCACAAUGGAUUUGCAUGCCUCUCAGAUACAGGGCUUCUUUGAUAUUCCUGUGGACAACCUGUACGCCGAGCCCGCCGUGCUGAAGUGGAUCAAGGAGAACAUCAGCGAGUGGAAGAACUGCACCAUCGUGUCCCCCGACGCAGGCGGAGCCAAGAGGGUCACGUCGAUAGCGGACAGGUUGAACGUGGACUUUGCCCUGAUCCACAAGGAGAGGAAAAAGGCCAACGAGGUGGACCGCAUGGUGCUGGUCGGAGACGUGAAGGAUCGGGUCGCCAUUCUCGUGGAUGACAUGGCCGACACCUGUGGCACGAUCUGCCAUGCUGCUGACAAAUUGAUUUCCGCUGGUGCCACAAAGGUUUACGCCAUUCUUACACAUGGCAUCUUCUCUGGUCCGGCCAUCUCGCGUAUCAAUAAUGCCUGCUUCGAAGCCGUGGUGGUCACCAACACCAUCCCUCAGGAGGAGAAGAUGAAGCACUGCAACAAGAUACAGGUGAUUGACAUCUCCAUGAUCCUGGCUGAGGCCAUCCGCAGGACCCACAACGGAGAGUCUGUGUCGUACCUGUUCAGCCACGUCCCCUUGUAACCCCACACCCUCCUGUCAGCCGUUUCGCUGUCGCACCAAAUAUAAGAUAAAAGGGAUGAUCUGCCCCGGCCAAACACAACCAUUAUCAAAGCUCUGCUGCUAACCAACUAUCAAACCACAAUUUGAGCAGUUAUGUCUGUUGCUAAUAUGGACUCCAUUAACAAAAGUCCCACUUGGCCUCUUGAGCAGCCACCCUUUAGCCUGGACCCUUGGGCAUAUAAAAAGCAAUUGAUUCCAAGCUAGAGAUUUUGGCUGGUGUUUUAAUUGUGUAUGGCUGAAUUAAGUCUAUCUACUGUGAAUGUUCUCUUCUUCCUUCCAACAGUACUUUGACCUGGCACCAUUGCCCUGUUAGAAAUAAGUCUACGGCCCUUUUAAAUUUGAAUAUUAUAUAUAUAUCCAUUUAUCUCUCGCGCACGCACAUACCUUACCCCCCACCCCUGUUGGUUCAAGUGGUCAGCAUAAGGCUUUUGGCCAAAAUAAAGCUGUUACAAUGUUGUGGCAAUGUUACAAAGACUGAAGUUCAAUGGCCACAGUUUAGACCUUUCACAUUGCUUUGGGAAAUAUCAGCAUUUUUGGGUUAGUUUGAAGGCAACUGUUUGCUUGUUGUUGAAUGUGUUUAAAUAAAUCUAGUUUACAUUACAAACUGAAGCCCCACUCACCAAGUGUGCCUCAGAAGAAAGUAGGUUUUAUUUUUUUUUGUCUCCACGUAGUAAUGUUAUCCAUUAAGGGCUUUUUAUGGUUCCCGCAACGCAAGGGGGUUACGGACCCCUUACGUCCUCGUGUACCCUCCUUGCGUCCACCGCAAGGGCCGGACGUGCGCCUCCCAAAAAUCGUAACCUUCUGUCGAGGCGACACAGCAGCAAGGGCUGUGAUUGGUCCGCUUACCAAAACCCGGCGCAGAACCAUAAACGUUUACGACUGCGUCGAAGCGUCUGCGUGGUCAUUGCGUUGCGGGAACGUGGAACCAUAAAAAGUCCUUUAGGCUAAGACGCAGAUAACCUGGGGAAUAAAAGAACAUUGUUUACUUUGGCUCUAUAUACAAGGUAACCUUUUGAUGGGUGAUUCAAGGAAAAGUAUGAUCAAAUCUCUCGGCCAAUUAAAAAAGGGAUUAUUUUUAUGGGUUGAUAAGGUAGACACUUUGAAUCUUGCUAGAUGCAGUCCCCAACAAGUUCAGUAUGAAGCUAGGUAAAAAAAAAAAGAAUAUUCCCAGGGUCUAUACAAAGUAUAGACGUUGCUAGGUUUGGCUCAUUGUUCUGGAUAACAUUUUUUGUUUAUAUUACCUCAACUGUACCUUCAACCAAUUAAACUUGACAAUGAUUAAUGCUAAA
Messenger RNA from Gadus macrocephalus (Pacific cod), 2485 nucleotides. Its product is annotated as ribose-phosphate pyrophosphokinase 1. The coding region runs from base 195 to 1157 and encodes 320 amino acids. Gene Ontology annotation, molecular function: ribose phosphate diphosphokinase activity; magnesium ion binding; ATP binding. NCBI's taxonomy places the organism in Eukaryota, Metazoa, Chordata, Actinopteri, Gadiformes, Gadidae. The transcript has 7 exons. The record is from RefSeq and is a predicted model, not a curated record. Gene Ontology annotation, biological process: ribonucleoside monophosphate biosynthetic process; purine nucleotide biosynthetic process; 5-phosphoribose 1-diphosphate biosynthetic process. Gene Ontology annotation, cellular component: ribose phosphate diphosphokinase complex; cytoplasm.